GAAAACAGUGUCAAAGAUGGCGGCCGCCGCCGGAACAGGUAUUGUAGUUCCCAGAAACUUCCGGCUGCUGGAGGAGCUGGAUGAUGGUCAGAAGGGACAGGGAGAUGGUACCGUGAGCUGGGGCCUCACAGAUGAUACGGACAUGACGUUAACUGCCUGGAGUGGCAUGAUCAUCGGGCCCCAAAAGACAGCCUUCGAAGGCAGAAUAUACAGCCUGAAAGUAGAAUGUGGAGAUAGGUACCCAGAACAACCCCCGACUGUCCGCUUUUUGAGCAAGAUCAACAUGACCUGUGUAAACAGUUCAAAUGGUGUGGUGGACCUGAAGGCAGUGCCGGUGUUGGCCAAGUGGAAAAACUCGUACUGCAUUCGGACAGUGCUGCAGGAGCUCAGAAAUCUCAUGUGCUCGAAAGAGAACAGCAGGCUUUCCCAGCCGCCCGAAGGCCAAAUGUAUGGCAACUGAUGACGCUCCUGCUGCUGCUGCCCCUCCCCGUCACACCUACACACACACGCACACACACAUACACACACAUACGCACACACAUAUUUAACACUGACUCUACCACCGUCAUAUUAUCCAAGACUCUCAACUCCCACUUCCUCCCUUGGGGGCGUCCCAUUGGACAGAGAGGGCUGCACAGAUGAAACCCCUCCCCUCACCCAGUGCCCAGUCAUCCAUCAGAGUUCGUGGUGCAGACCACAUGUUACAAAACAAAUACUGUUCCAACUAAUCUGAUUUUUUUUUUUUUUUUUUUUUUUUUUUCAUUCUUGUGUUCGAUGUCGAUAUUGUAAAAUAACAGAUGACCUGAUGGAGUGUAUUCAUCCCGUAUGUGACCGUCAGUCCGUAUUCUAAAGCAGGGGUGUCAAACUCAUUUUAGUUCAGGGACCACAUUCAUGAUUAGUAAAAUAAAAAUAUAAUCACCUAGAUAUAAUGUCACCUCCAAACUUUGUUUUUGGAGUGAAAAAAAGU
Messenger RNA from Sphaeramia orbicularis (orbiculate cardinalfish), 967 nucleotides. RefSeq names its product ubiquitin-conjugating enzyme E2 variant 2-like. Lineage: Eukaryota; Metazoa; Chordata; Actinopteri; Kurtiformes; Apogonidae. The record is from RefSeq and is a predicted model, not a curated record. The transcript has 4 exons. The coding region runs from base 17 to 460 and encodes 147 amino acids.